Molecule: messenger RNA, 504 nt
Organism: Chlorella variabilis
Lineage: Eukaryota; Viridiplantae; Chlorophyta; Trebouxiophyceae; Chlorellales; Chlorellaceae
Exons: 7
Coding region: 1-504 (167 amino acids)
Source: RefSeq, a predicted model, not a curated record
AUGCAAGUCCUGGCAGGCACCAUCACUGCUGGGGCUGGAGCGGCAGCUGCCGGGUCUCGGCAGCACCUAGCGGUGCAGGCCGGCGGCGGCUUUGGCAAGCCGGCUGAGAAGAAGAUUAGCAAGCAGAAGGCCUGCCCCUGCGGCUCAGGACUGGAGUACAAGGACUGCUGCCAACCAUACCACGCCGGCGGCCUGCCCGGCACGCCGGAGCAGCUGAUGCGGAGCCGGUACUCUGGCUACGUCAAGGGGCUGUGGCAGUACAUCGAUGAUGUCCUGGCUACCAUCGACAAGCUGGGCUUCGAGAGGCUCAAAGUGCUGAGCGUGGAGCCGGGGAAGGACGAAGACGAGGGGUUUGUGACCUUCCAGGCCUGGUUCAAGAACCGGGGGCAGCUGGGGCAGCGCGCGCAGGGCUGGCACACGCAGACGUUUGUGGAGCGUAGCCGCUUCCUGCGGGAGGACGGCAAGUGGCUGUACGUGGACGGCGAGCAGGACUGGAAGCGGUAG